This is a messenger RNA of Suillus discolor, 1395 nucleotides long. RefSeq lists its product as uncharacterized. Bases 1 to 1395 code for a protein of 464 amino acids. The transcript has 9 exons. The record is from RefSeq and is a predicted model, not a curated record. NCBI's taxonomy places the organism in Eukaryota, Fungi, Basidiomycota, Agaricomycetes, Boletales, Suillaceae.
AUGCCUCCCAAGAAAUUGAAAGGCGGAGGAAAGAAAAGCAGCAUAAGGAGAAAUACCCUGAAAUUUGGGGUGUACAAUGAUCAACCUGAAAAUGAUGUGGAAAUGAACAAAUUGGUUGCAUCCUUCAAGACAAGCAGUAUCACACUGAUGAAGGAGAUGUCAGCAAUCCCAAUUAUCAUCAAUAUGAAACACAUGGAGAACAAGAACUCACUGUUGAGGAAUUUUGAUGAACCGGAGAAGUCCUUGUGCAACAAAUUAGAAACCCUCAAUAAGAAGCAAACCAAGAUCAUGGGCAUGUCAAAACUGUCGACAGAAAAUGUUCAGCAUCACAAUAAGUUAUGGGCAGAACAGUGCAAUAUAAAUAUACUUGAUAUUCUCCACAACAUCGGCAAGUGGGACAUUAUUAUGUACAAUCAAGAUAAAUUGCUUGUGGAUGGGGAUGACUUGGCCAACCAUCUCAGUAGAAAUAGUACCUUGCAUGAGUACAAGGAGAUAGAAGAGGAGUCGCUUGUCAGGGCAUUGAAAAAAAUUAAGGUCGUGUAUGACACAUUGCCUGAGAACAAAUAUGAUACCCUGGCGACAAAAAUGCUUACCAAGAUUUGCACCACAGCUGAUAAGAACUCAUGUCUGCAGAAGAUAUAUCUGUCUUGGUGUGAAAUCUACAUCAGCACUUUGAGGAAAUUAGGGUUGCAAGACAAAUUCAUGAGUUAUGCUACCAUGAUGAAACUGCAGGAACAAGCCGAAGAAGGGAACAAGGACACUAUAAAACAAAUCAAGGCAUUGCAUGAGUCCAUGAAGAAGGGCAGUCAAUGGUGUGACAUGGCGAUAUGGGCCCAAGUCCUUGAGGCCAUAGACAAACACACAAAAAAUGCGUUCAGCAACAUCAUGAACAUAAUUGGAGACAUGUCUCUGAACAUCGUUGCAUGUGUCAUGCUUCACCUCAUACCUCAGGAAGGCAAAACAGCAGCUCCAGAGCCAUUGCUGGGAGGAUUCACGAUGACAUAUGCUUGGGCGUCGUUCAUGAAGAUAGAGAAAGGUAUUGAAGAGGUCUGUCGAUGGUUCGAGACGCUCAUUGACUAUUAUUGUGCGCUGCACCCCAAGACCCACACAAUGGAUGAUUGGUUGAGCGUGAUAUGUGCCUUGAUGAUGCAGUUGAACAACUGCAUUGUGUAUGACAAGCACAAGCUUUUGCCAAGACCACGCAAAAAGAAAGAAAUCAACACCACAUAUGAGAAGCUACCAGCGGCUGAGACCAUCAUAUUGGGUGAGGCGGGAAGGUUAAAACACAUACAGGAAUGGGUUUGGUGGAACGGACUAAAGCUGGAUGAGUCACAGUUAGAUCCCAAGGAGGUCCUUGAUAGCAUUAAAGGCAAGGCCAUCCUUAAGCAGCAAUAG